Molecule: messenger RNA, 975 nt
Organism: Pungitius pungitius (ninespine stickleback)
Lineage: Eukaryota; Metazoa; Chordata; Actinopteri; Perciformes; Gasterosteidae
Gene: dtymk
Product: deoxythymidylate kinase (thymidylate kinase)
Exons: 5
Coding region: 155-793 (212 amino acids)
Biological process (GO): dUDP biosynthetic process; dTTP biosynthetic process; dTDP biosynthetic process
Cellular component (GO): mitochondrion; cytoplasm; nucleus
Molecular function (GO): nucleoside diphosphate kinase activity; dTMP kinase activity; ATP binding
Source: RefSeq, a predicted model, not a curated record
GCUUCCGUAGUUUCCUUCGGAAGUCACAGCUAGCUUGAACCAAACGUGGUGCAGAUGGUGAAGCGAAAGCUACCGUUUUCUCCGCGGGCUUAGAUUUAGCCACGAAGCUCGUUCGUUAAGCCCACGGCACCGUGCUGAGGACCCGGGUCCCGUGAUGGCGUGUGCCAGAGGAGCGCUCAUCGUGCUGGAGGGAGUGGACAAGGCCGGCAAAACCACGCAGUGCACGAGACUAGUCCACGCGCUGCAGCAGAGCGGCCGCCCCGCGGAGAUGAUGAGAUUCCCCGACCGGAGCACCACCAUCGGACAGCUGAUAAGCGCCUACCUGGAGAAGAAGAGUGACUUGGAGGACCACACGGUGCAUCUGCUGUUCUCCGCCAACCGCUGGGAGCGAGUGCCUCUGAUGAAGGAGAAGCUGGAGCAAGGCAUCACUCUCGUCGUGGAUCGGUACGCCUUCUCCGGAGCGGCGUUCACAAGUGCCAAGCCGGGUUUCAGUCUGGACUGGUGCAUGAAACCCGACGUGGGGCUGCCACUGCCGGACCUGGUGAUGUUCCUGCAGCUCAGUUCGGCCGAGGCCGCUCUGAGGGGGCAGUUCGGAGAGGAGAGGUACGAGACCAGUGCUUUCCAAAGAGCGGUUCAACAGCAGUUUGAAGAGCUGAGGAAGGAUUCCACCAUCAACUGGCAGGUGAUCGAUGCUUCUCAGAGUGUCGACGACGUGCACAAGAGUAUCACCAGACACAGCCUCGACACAGUCAGCGCGGCGCAGAGCCUGCCGCUCGGAGAGCUGUGGAAGUGAGCUUGGGAGCGCUUAUUUUUUUAAAAACCCUGUAUGUUUUAAUGCAAAUAUGAUUUGAUUCCGUCUUGAAAAGGAAGAGACGAACCAGUGUCAAAUACCAGAUGCUGACUUUAUUUUUUCUAACCUCUUUACAUGUGUAUUCUUUAUGCAGCGUUGAUUAAAUAAAUAAUCUUUCAAAUGAA